This is a messenger RNA of Postia placenta MAD-698-R-SB12, 1758 nucleotides long. RefSeq lists its product as hypothetical. Lineage: Eukaryota; Fungi; Basidiomycota; Agaricomycetes; Polyporales; Adustoporiaceae. The transcript has 16 exons. Gene Ontology annotation, biological process: positive regulation of translation. Gene Ontology annotation, molecular function: GTP binding; mitochondrial ribosome binding; GTPase activity. The record is from RefSeq and is a predicted model, not a curated record. The coding region runs from base 1 to 1758 and encodes 585 amino acids. Gene Ontology annotation, cellular component: mitochondrion.
AUGGUAAAUCCACUCUGGCGGACAGGUACAAUUGAAAAGAAGCAGAAGGGUGCAAAUCAGCAGGUUCUCGACAAGCUGAAGGUGGAGCGAGAACGAGGCAUCACAGUGAAGGCCCAGACCGCUAGCAUGACGCUAAAAAAUGCCGGGCACCAAUACCUGCUUAACCUGAUUGACACUCCCGGACAUGUCGACUUUGCGUGGGAGGUAUCUCGCUCUCUAGCCGCCUGUCAGGGUGCUUUGCUGCUCGUAGACGCAACACAAGGCAUCCAGGCGCAGUCCAUAUCUGUUUUUCAUGUCGCACGAGACCGGGGUCUCAAAAUUAUCCCUGUUCUCAAUAAGAUUGACCUUCCUGCAGCACAGCCGGAGAUCAUUGCUGCCCAGAUGGAGUCAACCUUUGGCAUAGAUCCUGCUGAAUGUAUCCCCAUAUCUGCUAAGACAGGAAAGGGUGUGGAAGCUGUACUGCAAGCGAUCAUAGACCGAAUACCGCCGCCCACAGGAGAAUUUUCUGCCCCACUGAAGGCCUUCCUAUUUGAUUCCUCAUAUGACCGCUAUCGUGGCGUCAUCUCGUUGGUUAACAUACAGAGCGGCAUAUUGCGCAAAGGGGAUAAAAUCGCGUCUUGCCAUACGCGUAAAAAGUACGAAGUUGUAGAUUUGGGUAUUAUGCAUCCGGAGGAAAUCCCGACAGCGAGUUUGCGCCCAGGCCAGGUUGGUUACGUCGCUUGCAACAUGAAGGAAUCCUCUGAAGCACACAUCGGGGACACCUUGCACCGUGUGGGAGAGCCCGUGGAGCCGAUGCCUGGGUUCAAGCCCGCGAAGGCCAUGGUGUACGCGGGCAUAUACCCGAUAGACAGCAACGACUUCCCGAAGCUGGAGGAAUCAAUCAAGAGGCUAACGCUUACAGACCGUAGUGUGGAGGUAACUCGGGAAUCGUCGACGGCGCUCGGCCAAGGCUGCCGGCUGGGAUUCCUCGGCACGCUACAUAUGGAUGUUUUCCGUCAGCGGCUCGAGGACGAGUAUGAUGCAAAUAUCAUCAUCACGGCGCCCACCGUCCCAUACAAAGUUGUCUACUGGGACCGAACCGUAACAGUCAGUAACCCGACUGAUUUUCCGGACGUUACCGAUGUCGCCGCCAGAGUAAGGGAGAUCCAGGAACCCAUCGUCAAAGCGUCCAUCAUCUCCCCGCAAGAAUAUCUCGGGGACAUGAUGGACCUCUGCUACCAGCACCGCGCGGAGAACCUCGACGUGAAAUACCUGGAUGUGUCCGGGAUGGCAUCGUCGCGCGCGAUACUGACGUGUACGAUCCCGCUUACAGAGAUUGUGUCGGACUUCUUUGACAGGCUCAAGAGCCGUAGCUCGGGAUUUGCCAGCUUUGACUACGAGGAUGCGGGGUACCAGCGGAGUAAUAUGGUCAAGAUGGUGUUCCUGUUGAACAACAAGCCCGUUGAUGCCCUAGCCCUGAUCGUACACCGCACCGUGGAACAAGAAGUUGGGAGAGCGUGGGUGAAAAAAUUGCACAAGGUGAUACCGCGGCAAUUGUUCGAGGUGCCUAUCCAGGCGGCCGUCGGGAGACGGAUUGUUGCGCGCGAGACGCUGUCGGCGCUCCGCGCUGACGUGACGGCAGGGCUUUACGGGGGACAUUACGAGCGGAAGUUAAAGCACCUCGUGAACCAGAAGGAGGGCAAGAAGCGGAUGAAGCGGAUCGGAAGCGUGGAACUACCGCAGGAGGCGUUCUUUGAUAUACUCAGGACUAAAACCUAG